AAGUGAACUAUGGUCUCUACACACCUGAGGAGGGAAUAAAUUAGUACAAGGGAAAACACCUGUGUGGGUAGACCAAGGCUGAUAUGCAGAGGGUACUGAGUAUCUUUAGGCGAUUUGUUUACUCGCCUGAAGCUAAGAGCAACCGUUAUAAAAUAAAAUUCUGUUGAAUUUUAAAGACCAAACCCAAUGCAUGCCAUCAACGGAUUAAAACCACUGCAUUAAUGGUUAUUGAAUGUAACUGAAGCUGGGUUUACUUAAAGCCGACGUAAGCGAGUAAGACUUUCAUCAUCACACACUGAUUAUCAGAGUGAGCAGUGAGGGGCGGUGGCGUUGUCCCUCAGUCUGCAGUGUGGGAGGCAUGCUGAGGGCUGCUCCGUCCCUGAUAGACAGAAUAUCCAACGUUGGCUCAGUUUAGAGGACAUUGGGAUUAAGAUACAAAAUGAACACCUGCAGCCUGGAAACGUUUUGACUUCAGCAGCAUUUGAAGGUGGGUCAUCACCUCUGGCAGCAACGGUGGAUUACAGUCCCGACAUUCCUCCGAUAGGAUGUUUCUGUGGGCAGGAAGUAAAGCAACAGAUGGAAGAAAUGAGGGCAGAUCCAUCUACCAGAAGAGUCGUGAAUAUGACGUCCUGGACAAGAAGAAGACAGUGACCGCUCUGAGGGCAGGGGAGGACCGAGCCAUACUGCUGGGCCUCGGCAUGGUCAUCCUGUCCGUCAUGAUGUACUUUGUCCUGGGAAUCACCAUACUGCGCUCCUACUCUGACCGAGUGUGGACGGACGAGACUAGCUGCACCGUCGUAAACUCCACCAUCGCGUGUGAUGUAAACUGUUCGUACGGCUGUGGAACAGAGUGCAGAAGGAGUUCCCGUUACCCCUGUCUCCAGGUCUUCGUGAGCCUCAACUCCUCAGGGAAGGUGGUACGACUGUUGCACAACGAGGAGACGCAGGACAGCAAUCCUGAGUGCUUCUACGUCCCAAAGUGUCGUAAGGACUAUGCAGCCACGCAUGUUGUAGUUCAGAACAUUUCCGAGCGUCUAAAGUCUCAACACACGGUUCAGUGUUUCGUGGACCCUACGGACAGAAUGGACAGCGCCAUCCUGACACAGAUCUACGGUCGGGUCGCCGUCUUCCACUCCCUGUUCUGGCCAACCUGCACCUUGAUUGGAGGAACCAUCAUCAUUGCCAUGGUGAAGCUGACCCAGUACCUGUCCAUCAUGUGCGAGCGAGUUGACCGCAUUAAGAGGUGAAGGGUAGGAUGGCCACAAGUUCAUAAGGAAGUUCCUUAUAUUUCGACAUGGGGACUAAGGAAGCAGCUUCAAGAGGCCAAGACUUAAAGACACAGAGGGAAAGCCCUCCAAAGAGAAGUUGUCAUACUGUGACAGCUGGAAGGUUGGGAUUCAAAAACAUGCAUCAGUGACAAUCUAAAAGCUGCUAGAAAGAGAAGCAUAUAUUUUUG
This is a messenger RNA of Anoplopoma fimbria (sablefish), 1456 nucleotides long. Its product is annotated as calcium-activated potassium channel subunit beta-2-like. Gene Ontology annotation, molecular function: potassium channel regulator activity; calcium-activated potassium channel activity. Gene Ontology annotation, biological process: potassium ion transport; detection of calcium ion. Bases 546 to 1247 code for a protein of 233 amino acids. Gene Ontology annotation, cellular component: voltage-gated potassium channel complex; membrane. The transcript is spliced from 6 exons. The record is from RefSeq and is a predicted model, not a curated record. Lineage: Eukaryota; Metazoa; Chordata; Actinopteri; Perciformes; Anoplopomatidae.